AUGUCUCGCUGCAACCAUGUCGCUCUGGUGGACGCUUUCCAAACAUCAGUCGUGGAUCCCAACCGUAUGUCACGGCUUUUCAAGUCCCUCCAUGACCCGGAUAGACAGUUCCCUUGUCAAGUGGUCUGUGUUGGUCAAAAAGAGAAGCGAUCGGCAUUGCGUCAGAUUUUCUCAGGUAACAACCCUGCCAAGCGUCCUGAAGGCCUCGUGAACUUGUACAUCGACACUUGCUCCAUUGCACAAGAGUAUCCGCUCCUCCUUGUGGACACCGACCCAUCACUUGAAGUCCAGCCGAGACUGCUGCAACAUGUGUCCUGCCACGAGAUCAAGACUCAUCGCAUAGAUUGGGAUUGCCCGCCAGACUUCUGCUUCCAGGAUGUCUUGUUGGCACGACUCGUAUUCCUGUUCGCGGACGUCAUCUGCAUCUUCGCAGACGACGUGGGCGGUCUGGCUGGCGCUGGCGGCCAUCUACUGGCGUGGAGCAGAUGUGGUUCAGCAUCGAGCCUACGAUCUCAGGUUCGACCUCGUGUGAUUGUGGUUACUUCGGAGCCACGCUCCGCUGCGACACAGUUGUUGGAGGAAAGUAUAACAGCCCUUUCGGUCACUGCUGAUUUCAUUGCCACGUUUUCCGCGAUGCGAAUCGAGUAUGUGGAGCAGUGUGGUUCCUCGGCCGUGAGGUACCAGCCUCUGCGAAGAUUGUUGCGGCAAGACGAAGUACCCCAUGCAAGAAAGAUUCGGCAACGUUCCAGAAUGCUGUUCUCGGCACGACAUUUAUCCUGGCUAUUCCCACAUGCGGUCGCUCACUUCUGUCGAUCGUUUGAGGAUACCUUUGACUUUGUGCAGUGCUUCAGCGAUUGUGGACAUCAGCAAUCUAACCUCCUAUACCAUGCAAGCACAUUCAUCAACCAGAGCAUGGAACGGAAAGUGCCUUACGACGCCGUAGCGUCCGUCAUCGCUUCUUCGAUACUCCUCGACGCAUAUCCGCAAGGAACUCAUUGGUUUUGCCCCGGGAUUGUAUUCGACGUCGGUUAUGCCAUUAAGGUCCAGAGCCUUUUCGAAUUGGCCUACAUUGGCAAUAGUGAAGAUGUAACAACAUUCGCCUCGUACAUGACGGGUGUUGUACGCGAUCACGUCGAGCAUUUCUUCGCGAUCAUGGAGCACAAAGGACAAUCAUCGCAUGAAAUCCAUGCGAAGAACCUGGCAGCAACAUCAUCCCAGAUUCAAUGGGUGCGUUUCAAAUCUAACCGCACUUGCUUCUACUGCCUCGCGCGUGCCCCAGAGCACGUCCUCGAGUGUAAGCAUGCUCUUUGCGAUCAUUGUGUUAGGAGGACGGGGGUCGUGCAGGUCGACAGGGAGCAUGCGUUCAUACUAAAACGAUGCGGAUUGUGUCUCAGACCCGCGGACCUCACCGUCCAUCUGAAGCCUCCUACGGCUGGAGUACGCAUACUUAGCGUCGACGGCGGUGGCAUUCGCGGUAUUGUUCCCCUGGAGUUCUUAGAACUUCUACAACGCUCCUUCGGCGACGACUGCAGUCUCCAGGACUACUUUGAUCUUACAUGUGGGACAAGUGCCGGCGGCCUUAUCAUCCUGGGUCUGUUCGCAAAGGAGUGGGAUCUCUCCGAGUGCAUAAAUACCUUCCGACGACUUGCAGGGCAAUUUUUCAGUGGUCCUGAUAUAAAGUCUGUGCCGCUUAUUCCCCGCAUACAGUCGUAUAUCCGCUGUCUCUUGAAUGACAGCUGCUAUAAAGCUGAAAUUCUCGAAUCUGGGUUGCAAGAGAGCUUUGGUCGCUUCACCCGCGUGUUCGACUUCCCGCCCAAUAGCCUGUCGAGGCACAAAUUUGCCAUUACUGCCACCAACAUUUCCGACGCCUCGCCAUUCAUCUUCACCAACUACAAUGGUCGCGGAGACCGUGAUCGUGAUUGCGGUACCAGUGAGCCUCUGCUGUGGGAAGUGGGACGAGCGACGUCAGCUGCACCGGUUCUCUUUCAACCCGCAACAGUAUCGAAUGUUGGUACGUUUCAAGAUGGUGGACUUAAGCAUAACAACCCGGUGAAUAUUGCCUUGUGGGAAGCACGACAGAUCUGGUCGCCCUCUACGCAGACCGACGUGGUCUUAUCCUUGGGGACAGGCACAACACAGACAUCUGCCACGCCCCAAGCUCCAUCCAUGAGGAACAAAUUCAAGGAUGGCUUCAUACCCCGGCUCUGCCGAUCUUUCAUGUCUAGCCUCGACGGCGAAUCGACGUGGCGAGACCUGAGCAAUCAUCUGAGCACAGAUACUCGGACAGGAUACUACCGCCUGAACAUCCCACUUAUCGGAAACGAGCCUCGACUAGACGAUGUCUAUGCUAUCGAAGGACUUCGAGCGAACGUUCAAACAUACAAAAAUGACCCCCGCCUGAGUGAAGUCAGAUUUGGCUUACUCGCGUCGUGCUUUUUCUUCGAGUUAGACGCCAUCCCUCAAUUUGAUGGCCGAGGUCUAUAUGUGUGCAGUGGCAAAAUUCGAAUCCGGGGGAACUGCACAAAGGUCUUAUCAUUCUUGCGCCAAACUGAGACCAAGGAAAUCGAGUUCACUAAGGACAAGGAAUUCCUCGGUAGUGUCUCAGACACGAGAGACAUCUGUGCGCGUUGCAAAAGAUUUCACAAACGGGUGACUUUCCAUAUUCGUCAUCCCACGGAGCAAGUCACGGUAUCACUCAACAUCGGCCAUAAAUACCAUACCCGCAUCAGCGGGUUCCCUCAGUCGAUGGAAUGGUUUGCACAACAACAACAUCUCCACCUAGUCGAGCAAUCUAUACAGAGGCCACAAUGCAUGUGCAUGCCCCUCUUACCCAUAACACCGUUGGUCGUCAAGAAGAGGACGACGUCUGGCAAGUCCCAAGGCCGGGUGUCGAAGAAGACCAAGAUUGCAGAAAAUGAGCGGGGAAGAGAGCGACUAUGGAUUUAA
This is a messenger RNA of Zymoseptoria tritici IPO323, 2946 nucleotides long. RefSeq lists its product as uncharacterized. Bases 1 to 2946 code for a protein of 981 amino acids. Lineage: Eukaryota; Fungi; Ascomycota; Dothideomycetes; Mycosphaerellales; Mycosphaerellaceae. Gene Ontology annotation, cellular component: membrane. Gene Ontology annotation, biological process: arachidonate metabolic process. The transcript has 6 exons. The record is from RefSeq and is a predicted model, not a curated record.